This is a messenger RNA of Aspergillus ibericus CBS 121593, 1384 nucleotides long. Its product is annotated as glycosyltransferase family 32 protein. The transcript is spliced from 2 exons. Bases 117 to 1196 code for a protein of 359 amino acids. The record is from RefSeq and is a predicted model, not a curated record. Gene Ontology annotation, biological process: protein N-linked glycosylation. NCBI's taxonomy places the organism in Eukaryota, Fungi, Ascomycota, Eurotiomycetes, Eurotiales, Aspergillaceae. Gene Ontology annotation, molecular function: alpha-1,6-mannosyltransferase activity. Gene Ontology annotation, cellular component: mannan polymerase complex.
GUCGGCGGAGGUUGCGGAGAACCGGUAGCGAUCCUACAUUCGUUCAGCUGCAUGCCAGCUCAUUGCUCUUGUGCGACAAUUCAACGGAUUUACGAUCUCCUCCAUAUUUCAUAGCGAUGCUCACCUUUCGGAAGUCGCUAUUUGCGGCUAUCCUGUUGAUCACCUUCAUCGUCUACCUCCGAUCCUCGCACUCCGCCUCUUCUCUUCCGUCUCCGGAUUCCGUCUCCGCAGGACACACCUACGAUGACGAUCCAGCAAAGGGUGACCAAAAUGGUGGAAACAAGGACACCGUACAACAGGUACCGCUGAUACCCCCACCGACCGCCCCCUUGCGCGAUCGCUUGCGCUACCAUUUCCCUUACGACCUGGAAGCCAAGUUUCCUGCAUACAUCUGGCAAACUUGGAAGUAUGCGCCGUCGUCGAUGUUCUUUAGCGAAAGUCUCCGUGACCCAGAGUCGAGCUGGUCCGAGCUGCAUCCCGGAUUUGUUCACGAGGUUAUUCCGGAUGAUACACAGCGCCACCUGAUCAAAUAUCUGUUCGGUGCCGUCCCUGAUGUGUAUGAGGCUUAUGAUUCCAUGCCCUUGCCCGUCUUGAAGGCCGACUUCUUUCGCUACUUGAUUCUCCUAGCGCGUGGUGGAAUUUACAGCGAUAUCGAUACGACGGCCCUGAAGCCCGCGUCCGACUGGCUACCGUCGGAGCUUGACUUGGCUACUGUUGGGGCGGUGGUUGGCAUCGAGGCGGAUCCUGACCGUCCCGACUGGCAUGACUGGUAUGCGCGCCGCAUUCAGUUCUGUCAGUGGACCCUCCAAUCCAAACCGGGACACCCGAUCAUGCGCGAUAUCGUGGCAUACAUCACCGAGGAGACUCUGCGGAUGAAGAAGGCAGGGAUCCUCAAGGUUGGCAAGAUGGAUAAGACCGUCAUGGAGUACACUGGCCCGGGCGCUUGGACGGAUGCCGUUUUCCGGUACUUCAACAACCCAGACUACUUCAACAUUGAACCCGGCUCCACCUUGAAUGUGACCUAUGAAGAUUUCACGAACCAGCAAGGGUAUAAGAAGGUGGGAGAUGUGGUGGUUUUGCCCAUCACUAGCUUCAGUCCCGGCGUGCACCAAAUGGGCGCUGGGGAUAUCGAUGACCCCAUGGCGUUUGUCAAACAUCACUUUGGAGGCACCUGGAAGGACGACCCAUCUCUAUAAACUCCUACAAAUUACCUCUACACCGCAAUUCCGCAACGUUCAAUGACUUGAUGCGACAACUGAGUCUCACGCACAUUGAAUCACUACCACAUAUACACGACAAAGUGCUUCAUUCGGUGGUAUAUCAUGAGGCUCUUCCAGCUUGCCUCGGACGAAUAUACCCACAAUCAAGGACACUUUCCCAUGAC